This is a messenger RNA of Acaulospora morrowiae, 1249 nucleotides long. The record is from the annotation of a GenBank genome assembly. NCBI's taxonomy places the organism in Eukaryota, Fungi, Glomeromycota, Glomeromycetes, Diversisporales, Acaulosporaceae.
AGAACUCAAGCGGUUGGAUUCAUUGACAAGGUCACCAAUUUACGCACAUUUUCAGGAGACCCUAGGCGGUGUUACGACCAUUCGAGCAUAUCAACAAUCUGACCGAUUCAUGGAAGAAAACGAGGCAAAAUUGGAUGAAAAUCAGAAAGCCUAUUAUCCUUCGGUUUCGUGUAAUAGAUGGCUGGCAGUGAGGCUGGAAUUUUUGGGAUCGUUGAUUAUAUUUAGCGCAUCGCUAUUAUCCGUAGUCACGGUUCACAAUGUUGAUGCUGGUCUUGUUGGUUUAUCGCUUUCAUAUGCACUGUCCGUUACCCAGGCUUUAAAUUGGGCUGUUCGACAAUUUUGCGAGAUUGAGACUAACAUCAUAUCCGUGGAGCGAGUCAAAGAGUAUAUUGACUUACCAAGCGAAGCUCCGUUAGUUAUUGCCGACAAUCGACCGUCGCCGACAUGGCCACCAAAUGGAAUGAUUGAAUAUCAAGAUUAUUCGACCCGAUAUCGACCUGAUCUUGAGUUGGUUUUAAAGAAUGUAUCGUUUGUCGUGCAAUCCAAAGAGAAAAUUGGUAUUGUGGGAAGAACGGGAGCUGGAAAGUCGAGCUUGACUUUAAGCUUGUUUAGACUAAUUGAAGCAGCUAGAGGUAAUAUAAUUGUGGAUGGCGUUGACAUAUCAAAAAUCGGACUAUAUGAUUUGCGCUCCCGCCUUACAGUCAUCCCUCAGGAUCCGGUUCUAUUCGAAGGAACUGUUUCCUUCAAUCUUGAUCCAUUCCAAGCCCAUGACGACGUGGAAAUUUGGCAGGUUCUUCAGUGUGCGCAUUUGAAGAAUCACAUUUCCAAGUUGGAGGGCAAAUUGCAAGCAAAAGUAUCAGAGGGAGGGGAGAAUUUCAGUCAAGGACAAAGGCAACUAUUAUGUUUGGCCAGGGCUUUAUUACGGAGAUCGCCAGUUAUAGUUUUGGAUGAAGCCACCGCAAGUGUUGACGUUGAAACCGACGGUAAAAUACAAGAAACCAUUCGUUCGGAAUUCAACUGGGCGACACUAUUAUGUAUUGCACAUCGCUUAAGGACUAUAAUUGAUUACGAUAGGGUGCUAGUACUAGAUCAAGGAAAGAUAGUCGAGUUCGACACACCCUACAGCCUUCUACAGAAUCCCGACAGUGUUUUCCGUAGUCUUUGUAAGGAAAGCAAUGAGUUUGAUUAUCUGAUGGAUGUAGCAUUAAAGAAGUUUCAGGGACGAUCAGGCAACAUUAAACAUACAUAG